Messenger RNA from Maniola jurtina (meadow brown), 7142 nucleotides. RefSeq names its product cadherin-89D (gene Cad89D). The record is from RefSeq and is a predicted model, not a curated record. The coding region runs from base 36 to 6116 and encodes 2026 amino acids. Gene Ontology annotation, biological process: homophilic cell-cell adhesion. Lineage: Eukaryota; Metazoa; Arthropoda; Insecta; Lepidoptera; Nymphalidae. The transcript is spliced from 21 exons. Gene Ontology annotation, cellular component: plasma membrane. Gene Ontology annotation, molecular function: calcium ion binding.
UAGUGUGGCGCGUUGAAGUCUAAUGUACUGUGAUCAUGUGCUCCAGAGUGUGUUUUGUGUUUCUCGCGUUAGUAGGGACGGUGAUAUGUUGCAACUUCUACCCUGUCGGGGAGUACCUGAAGUUCGUCAGGAUACCAGAGAACUUGGAUGUAGGGGAAGAGGUCUUGCAAGUUGAAGUCCAUCCAAGAAAGAACCUGGUCCUGCAGCCGGUGGACAGGGAGGAAGACGCGCAUCUGUUCACUUACCGCGACGUGAACCGCACACACGUGUCAGUGGUGCUGGCGCAGAGCGUGGACGGCUUGGUGGACAGCGACUCGCCCCAGAACGUGGUCAAGUUCCGGCUGGGUUGCGACUUCGACACCGGCGACGAUCUGAUAUCGGCAUUCCUAUCAGUGACAGUGUACAUAGAAGACAUCAAUGACAACGUGCCAAAGUUCCAGGAUACGCCGUAUCGAGUCACCGUGGACGAACUCACGCCAACAGGUCUCACAAUCUUCAAAGGCAUCCGAGCUUUCGACCGGGAUAAGCCCAACACGCCAAACUCGGACGUUCACUACAGCAUUACGGCGGGGGAUGAAGACGGCCGCUUUGCUCUCGAGAGCUCCCACAAGCCAGCUCUCAUCCUCAACAAGCCACUGGACUUCGAUAGCGGGGACAAGGAGUUCCUUCUUGUUAUAACUGCUUCGGACCGUGGAUCGCCCCCUCGUAGCUCCAACACUACAGUACAUAUUUUGGUCCAAGACAAUGACGACCUGCCACCCAAAUUUACUCUUGAUGUCUACCGAACUAAGAUAUCGGAGUUUUACCCUAUACUGGGCAAAAGGAUUCACAAGGAAUUGUCGUUCGAGCAGCCAAUACGGGCAUUCGACCAGGACGCAGGAGUCGCCGCGCCAGUACGAUACGAACUGAUCUCUGGCAAUGAUCGUCGUUUAUUUCUGCUGAGUGCUCUUAAUGGGAGCUUGUUUCUGGAGAAAGAAGUGGACCUGGAUGCUGAGCCUCCCUUGCCCGGGAACACUUUUGUGUUGCAAAUUCAGGCAUCACAAGUGGAUAAUCCAUUGAAAACAGCAGUGGCACGGGUGGAAGUGGAGAUAUUGGAUCUCAAUGACAACCUGCCAGAAUUUGAGGUGGACUUCUAUAACAUCAGCAUUGUUGAGAAUUUGCCUAACGGUUUUAGUGUAUUGCAAGUGAUGGCGACGGAUAAAGAUCAAGGGGAUAACGGAGAGUUUACCUAUCAACUGAACGAUCCCAUUGGCGCCUUCUCCAUCGACCCUAGAACUGGCUGGCUUACUGUUGGGAAUCAAACUGAAUUGGACAGGGAGCAGCAUUCAUCUCUGCGAAUGAAAGUAUACGCGAAAGAAAAGAAUCCAAGUAUUGUAGGCACAUUCCUAGAUAAACAAAGGCUUUCAAAAUGGCAUCGUAACCCCACAGUCCGAACACCAGCUAAAGACAAAACAACAUACGUGUUCCCUGAUAAAUUAGGGACUAAUAGCGAGAAUAUUGAGUUCAUGGAAGAAACACAUCAACUUAUGUCGUUCGUUACAGUAGAAGUCACGUUACUCGAUGCUAAUGAUAACAAUCCAGUGUUCAUACCAAGUAACUUAUACGAAUUCUCAGUCCCAUUUGAUGCAGAUAUUGGUACAGAAAUCGGUAAAGUAAAAGCUGUUGAUCCAGAUUUAGGGAGAAACGGGAUAGUGCUAUAUGAUUUACAAAGAACGAGUAACUUAACGAUCACAUCGCCGUUCCAAGUCGAUGCUAAGUCUGGAGUGAUAACUUUGGUAGAGUCGCGCUUAUUGGAAGGAAGGCAUGCUCUUUUUAUUGAAGCAUCCGAUCAACCUGCUAAUCCUAGUGAGAGACGAUAUUCUUUGGCAGUUGUAACUAUCGAUGUCAUCGGAAGUCAUGAAGGUUCAAAAUCAGACAAACCUGACUUCAUAGGUGCACCCUAUGAAUUUUGGGUUGGAUCUAACGUUGGCAUUGGAACAAGUGUCGGUCAAAUAAAAGUUAAUGAUGCUUCUGAAAAAAGCGAUGUUACUUACGAUUUGUUGCAUGGAUACGAAGAAGGAGUGCCUUUUGCAGUAGAGGAAAGAUCAGGUGUAAUCACAGUUAUAAACGAACUUUCAAAGUUUGAAAGACCUCUGUAUGACUUUGAAGCUGUAGCUAUUUUAGAGAAAUUGAACAUAACAAUAACAACAAAUGCAACUGUCCACGUAGUUGAUGUUAACGACGAGAGAGGUGUUUUUUUGAAGGGGACGCAUUCGCCGUUUGUGUUUCACGUCAAGGAAAAUGUAGCGGGGGCUACGAUUGGACACAUUUUUCCCGUCAAUGUUAGUUCUUUUGCAGCUAAUAAUGGAAACAUCAAAUUCAUAAUUGCAAACCAACAAGACGUUGCUGAUGAAAUUGCUAUAGGACCAGAUGGAACUAUUUAUGCUCAGCAAGCAUUGGAUAGAGAAAAAAGGGAUACAUACAGAAUGACAGUAAUUGCAGAAUUCAAUAAAGGAGUUAUCUCAGGAGCUGGGUUAUACCAAAUUACAAUCCACGUAGAUGAUGAAAACGAUAACCCGCCUAUUUUUGAUAUGUUGUCUUAUGAAGGUUUUAUUACUGAAAAUGUGAAAACUGGAACAGAAGUCACAAUGUCAAAUAAAAUACGAGCUAAAGAUGCAGAUACGGACCAAAAUGCUGUAUUUAUGUAUACCAUUUUUGGCGAUGGACAUGAUUUAUUUAGCAUUAACGAAGACACGGGAGUAGUAUCAUAUAUCGGUAAUAAAUUAGAUAGAGAGGAGAAGAGUGUCUAUUUAUUAAAAAUUGUGGCAAGAGAUAAAGGCAGUUUAAAAUCAGAAGCAAAAUUGACCAUAACAGUAUUAGAUGAAAAUGAUAAUGCGCCUAAAUUCAAUCAAAUAAUAAUUCCAUUAGGAGAACCAGUAGAUUUAUUAGAAGUAGAUGAAAGUGCUUGUAUUCAAAUUUACAAAGAAAUAAUAAAUAACAUAACGAAUAAAGUAGCCAAAAUUGAAGCAAUACCAAAGAAAACAUUUCCUAUAACAGCAGAUUCGCCACUUUUUUUAAUGCCAGAAAAUAUUGCAAUAGGAACGAUAGUACUAAAGUUGAAUGCUGUAGAUAUGGAUAGUGGCAUAAACGGACAGAUAAGAUAUGAAUUUACUUCAGAGGUAUUUCUACCUCCAUAUGCAUUACCUCCAAACUUAUUACAAGUUAAACGAUAUUUCGUAAUAAAUGAACGAUACGGUCAUAUUAUUGUUGCAAGAGCUUUACCACCAGAAUCAGAGUUUCGAUUAAAUGUAACUGCUUUGGAUGGUGGAGAAUUAAGUGAUCAAAUAACUGUAAGAUUUUUUGUUAAAGAUGUUAAUGAUCAUUUUCCUAUGUUCAAGAAAUCAUGGUACAAUUUUAACGUAGAAGAGGCUCAAUAUAGUAGACGAAUUUUAGGUAAAGUUGACGCAACAGAUGCCGAUUUUGGUCAAAAUGCUAAUCUGACAUACUUUAUCCAACCAUCAAGUAAAGACAUUCCAUUUGAAAUAUCCCCUUUGAGUGGUGUUUUUAGUGUAAACGGUGUUUUGGAUCGAGAAAAGGAAGACAAAUAUACCCUUACAGUAGUUGCGCGUGAUAAUGGAAAUGAUAAGAAAUUAUCUUCAUCCGUGAGCGUAGAAAUUCAAGUACUAGAUGUCAAUGAUAAUGCUCCAAAAUUUUUCGCUUAUGAUGAUUUGUUGGAAUGGAAACAUCCUGAAGCUGAUGAAAUUUCAAACCACAAUUUCGAAUCAGUUAUGAUGAUACCAGUAUAUAAGGCAUCUUUAGAGGAAAAUGCUCCUAUUGGUACUACAGUAACUAGAGUUUAUGCUAACGAUUCCGAUUUCGUAGGUAAUGGGAAUGGAUUAAUUCUUUACACUUUGCCACAAAGAAAAAAUCAACUUAAUAUGUUUACCAUUGAUUCUAAGGAAGGUAUACUGACCACCACAACAAGAUUAGACUAUGAAACUCAGAAAGUACAUAAUGUUACAGUUGUCGCUUCUGAUUUAGGAUCACCCAGUUUAAGUUCUACAGCCCUAGUUAUGUUAAGUUUAAUAGAUAUACCCGAUGAGAUUGAAGUUUCUGAUAAACCAGUAUUCAUAUCAAGAUAUUAUGAAUUAGAAAUCGAAGAAAACGUUCACACUCCUGUUGAACUAGUGACUGUGAACUUAACAGAGUAUUAUGAAAAUUUUAAAAUGAAAUAUUUUAUUCAUAAUGAAAACGACACAGACAUAAAGAAAACAUUUAUUAUAGAUCCUCGGAAUGGUACCUUAUACCUAAUUAAAAGCCCUGAUCGAGAAUAUAGGGAUGUUUAUGAUAUUAUAGUUAGAGUUGAAAGACAAAAGAUAAGUCGUGAGCUGCCUCAUAUGAUUUAUCCAGUUUCUGAUGAUGUUCUUGAAGGGAUGUCUAAGUUUGACGUUAAAGUAGUCGUAAGGAUUAAGGAUGUGAAUGAUAAUGCACCCAGAUUUGCCAACGGUGGACGACCCAUGGUUACAGCUAUACCUACCACUGCACCCUUCGGAUAUGAAGUUAUUCAAUUGCAGGCAACGGAUGCAGACAUAGGCAUCAAUGCAGACAUCCGCUACCAGCUCAUCAACUCAGAAGGUGGUCGGUUCACGGUAGAGCCGGUGUCAGGACGCGUGCGCGUGGCAGGCAGUGUAGCGCGCUCAGCGGGCCGCGUGCUGGGCUUCGAUGUCAAGGCCACCGACAGACGCGGCGCUGACGAUGGUCGGUCGGCCAUUGUUAAUGUUUUUGUGUACGUGUUGGAUGAGAACAAGCAGCUAGUGAUGGUGGUAGGCGCCAAGCCGAUGGAAGUGGAGAGGGAGAUGGAGAGCAUCGUGAGUCAUCUCUCCAACGUGACCGGUUUUGACGUCCGAGUGCGACGGCUAGAGUCCAGUGCCAAGGCUGCAAUGGAUGGAUACGCGACAGACAUGUACAUUUACGCUGUUGAUCCAAUAUCUAAUGCCAUAAUCGAUAUGGAGAUCCUACAAAAGUCGUUAAUGAAAAGAGAAACAUCUCUACGUCACAAUUUAGCCGGCUUCAAAGUGCUAGAAGUGGGUGAUACCACAAUGGUCCAGGCUAGGAGCGUGCAAAUGUUGAGCACGAUGGAAAUCAGCGUAGUGGCUUUGGGAUGCCUAGUGUUUAUCGGGGCUUGUACCACUGCUAUAUGCAUAUUGUGCUUUAGGAAGACGCGAAGAAAUCGCCACAAACCAUUUUCCCAACAACGUCUUAACGCUUUCUCAACUGAACACCUAACUAAAUACGGAGGUCUUUUCCCAUCUGGAAACAACCAGUGUCAAGAACUGAAUCAGUCUUAUAGCGAGGCAGAUUCUUACAUCGAUGUGAUGAACCAAAGUACCCUGAAGAAAACCUGUCCUCAUGGUAACACCGUGGAAGAAUUUGGAAAGGCUCACCAGAAAUGUAUCAAAGGACAGUUUGCUGACGUAAAUUCUAAAGAAAAACACGAGAGGAUUUGUAUCAAAUUCAAUCAGCGACCUUUACAGAAGAGGAAAGGCCAUGACACGUCGCUAACGUCAGUGCAUUCCAGCGGGCAGGACUCCGGCAUCGCCGACGCGCGUUGCGACUGCGUGCGCUCCAUCAACCACACUUCCGAAGAAAGCAGUGGAUGCAGCUACGAAGACUCCCUAAAAUCAAAUCAUAAUCAAGAGAGAAAACUAUUUCGCACUGAUCCUGGGAACAGAUUUAUUCGACGAGCAUCUUUCAACAACCAACCCCUUGACGUCCGAAGAUACAACCACCGGCGGCAAAGCUUCUCUGAAAACCUCCAAAGGCACUUUCCAACUUUCGAAAGAAUCGGUUCAGGGAAUGUAUCAAGACAAAUAUCGUCACCAAACGUAAGUUCACAGCCCUAUUUCUUAAAUUCUAAAAAGAAUUACAGAAAUGAAGUGGUCAAUGAACCGAUGGUGGACUAUGAUCACAGUGAAGUUGACGAUGUUUUUGAUACAAAUUUGGGCAGGAGGCUAAAUUCAAAAAAUAGAAAUAGUAGUAUGGUGGACUUAAAUCAAGCUGUGUUCAUGGCUACUCCGGCCACAGCUGAAAUUAUGCGUAGAGGAAGUGAAAGGAUUAUGUUUGCGAGACCUUUAUAGCAUAAGGAAGAUGGUACUACGUCUGACAUUAGUAUUAAAAAGUAUGAUAGAGGCUAUAGUUUUAUAGAUAGAGAAUUAACUGUACCUACUUGAAUUGGAGAGUGAUGGUAAUUAUUAGAUUGGGGCCAAAGUAUGACUGCUUGAUUCACAAUUAAAGUAUGCAAAUUAGCUUUAAAACUGGUGGAAACUUAAAGGGGUUCUCGCUUCAUCAUAAUAGGAGAGCAUGGCUGCAAAUCUCAGUAGAUACUAAUUAUGUUAUACAAAAAUCGGUCAAGUACGACUCGGCCUCGCACAUAAAGGGCUCCAUACCUUUGUACAACAAAUAGGACUUUUUAAUUUUUUCAUGGCAACCAUUUUGAAAUUUUUAUUAUGUGUUGUAGCGGCAAUAGAAAUACAUAUUCUGUGAAUUUCAAUUCUCUAUCUAUACGGUUACACGGACAGCGGAGGCUUAGUUAUUCGGGUACGGAACCCUAGAAACGAUAAGUUUAGAUAGUUUUUCCAUACGUGGUAUGCAUUAAUAAAAAAAUAACGUUUUGCUGGACCAAAUUGUAAAAGAAAAUUAGUUCAAUAUUGAUCUACCCUUAAAAAUUAAUUAUUACUAUAAUAAUUGAGUCUCUUAAAAUGAAAAUGUCCGAUUCCGAAGGCGAUGAGAACCAAAACACUGCGGUUAAUAAAGAAACGAAAUUGUUUCACUUGGGAAAUUGAUGGAGAAAUUACAAUUUCAUUCCAUACUUCAUUUCCUACGGCCGUAAAAUAAAAUUGUAUAUAGACUUUUUUCUAUUUAACCCUAUGAUUGUAAUUUUAUGUAAUUUUGAGAUUACUUUUUGUAAAUAACCUGAUAAAUGUAGUGUGUUAAUGUAUUUAUGUAAAUAUGCGUCAGCAAUUUUAAAAUAAUUGUAUGAUAAGAUAAUAAUAGGUAGAAAAUUAUGCUCUGAUUAAUAAUCAUGAGCUUGUAACAGCUGUAAUGUUAGGUUUAUUUAAAAAUUUGGAAAUUAUAACUUAAGUAAAAAUUAUGGAUUAAGUAUC